UCGAGAUCCUCUCCUCCAACAUUAGCUCAGCCUCACAUCACACCAGAGGCUCGGGUCCGGUAUCUAUCAACAACCCCUACGCGACGGGCGAACUCUACCCGAAACGGCAUUUUUUCAUCAUGUCUCAAACAGAGGCAGAGCUCAAUGAGCGCUUCGCCUCGGGAACCGAACCCCUCGAUCCCAAUGUCCUGGCCGAGCUGCAGUCCAUCAUGCGUCUGCACGACAUCUCGGCCGAGGACCUCUUCUACAAGUGGGAGUCGUACUGCAUCAAGCUGGACCUCGACGCCGCCACGAUGUCUCUAGAUACCGUCCGUGGUCUCAAGCGGGACAUACAGGAUCACCUGGAGAAAUCCACUCGACAACAGCAGGUGCAGAUCAAGACGGAGAAGAGGGUGGGUGCUACGCCGCGCGCUGCUGCCGCUCGUGGCGAUGUGUUUGGCAUGCUUGAUGGGUUGGUGCCCAAUACGCCGGGGUCUGGGUUGGGUACUGGUAGGUUGAGCAAGGUUGGCAGUGCGAGGAGGAACCCGUACGAUACGCCGUCUAUGUCGCGAGUCAAGGGGGAUCUUGUGGGCAGUUCGCCAGAUUAUAAGACGCCUUCUCGGAUGGAGGAGCAGCUGAAUGCUAUGCAGGUCCCGUCAUCAUUUAACGACCGCCCAACCCCCGGCGAGGUCAUCGAAGUCCUCAACGACCAUCUCCAACCACCCAAGCCACCGAUAUGCCCCUACCCCGAGUCCCGUAUCAAGUUGACCGCAGCCUCCGACCAAAAGAAGCUCGCCUACAAGCCCAUGGCCAUGAAGCUGUCCGAGGCGUCCGAGAUUCUCGACGACAGGAUAGACGAGUUCAUCCAGUUGACCCUGGAACACCACAACCUGGACCUUUCCGCCUUUGGGAGCGCCGCCCAGCAGAGCACGACCCCCGUCAUCGCCGUCGGCCGCAUCGCCUCUGAUUCCCCCGAGGGCAAGCUCAACGCCGCCUCCCUCGUGCUCGAGACAUCCCGCCGCACGGGUGGUGGCCAGCGGGUCGCACUCGACAUGGCCAAAGUCCGGGGCUAUAGCUUCUUCCCAGGGCAGAUUGUGGCCCUGCGCGGCAUCAAUUCCUCCGGCCACGCCUUCGUCGUCGAUGAGAUCCUCGAGCUGCCCCUUCUCCCGAACGCCGCCUCCACGCCGGACGCGUUAUCUUCCCACCGCACCAGACUCCGCGGCGAUCCCGACGCCAUGGACUCCGACGACGCCGCCUCCGAUCCGCCUCCCCUGAACGUUCUCUUCGCCGCAGGCCCGUACACGGCCGACGACAACCUCGACUUCGAGCCCCUCCACGCCCUCUGCAGCCAGGCCGCCGACACGUUGGUCGACGUCGUAGUGCUCAUAGGCCCCUUCAUAGACGCAGAACACCCCCUAAUCGCCACAGGCGACUUCGACCUUCCGAUCCCAGAAUCCGAGCAGGACGCAGCCACCAUGAACACCGUCUUCCGGCACCUCUUCGCCCCGGCCCUCCACCGCCUCACCACCGCCAACCCGAGCGUCUCGAUCCUCCUCGUCCCGUCCGUGCGCGACGUGAUCGACAAGCACGUCUCCUGGCCGCAGGACGCCCCCGCCCGGCGCGAGCUGGGCCUCCCCAAGGCGGCCCGCUUCGUUUCCAACCCCAUGACCGUCUCGCUCAACGAGGCCGUGCUGGGCCUCUCGUCGCAGGAUAUCCUGUGGGAGCUGCGCCACGAGGAGCUCGUCGUCGCGCCGCCGCGCGACCCCGUCACGCUUUCUCGGCUGUGUCGCUACCUCCUUGAGCAGCGCCAUUAUUUCCCGCUCUUUCCCGCUACGGACCGGUCUCGGCUGCCGCGGACGGGUACGGCGGAGGCGGUCCCGCCUGGUGCAAUGCUUGAUGUGAGCUAUUUGAAGCUUGGCGAGAUGGUGAACGUGCGGCCGGAUGUGAUGGUUGUGCCGAGCUUCCUUCCUCCUUUUGCUAAGGUCAUCGAGAGCGUACUGGUCAUCAACCCAGGGACCCUCUCCAAGAGACGCGGUGCAGGCACCUAUGCGCGGAUGACACUAUAUCCCCCGUCCUUGGAAAGAGGAGGGAGCGGAGGCUUGCUGAGCCAUCGUCUCUUUGACAGGGCGCGCGUAGAGAUUACGAGAAUAUAGAGAUCAGCAAUGCGUGAAAUUUAAAAUGAGAACAGGAAAAUGGGCCGGAGUUUGGUUCGUCACUUUAGGUCGGUGCAAUAAGGGUAUCUAGAAUCGAAGAGCAAGCGG
Molecule: messenger RNA, 2240 nt
Organism: Sodiomyces alkalinus F11
Lineage: Eukaryota; Fungi; Ascomycota; Sordariomycetes; Glomerellales; Plectosphaerellaceae
Product: DNA polymerase subunit alpha B
Exons: 3
Coding region: 120-2132 (670 amino acids)
Biological process (GO): DNA replication; DNA replication initiation
Cellular component (GO): alpha DNA polymerase:primase complex
Molecular function (GO): DNA binding
Source: RefSeq, a predicted model, not a curated record